AUAAAUAAACUAAGAAUCCAUUGGACUCCCAGUUACAAUCACACGACUCUACUCCAAUCGGGGCUCUCCGCCGCUGAAACCGUCGGCAGAAUCAGAGGAGCGAGUGAAAGAGAGAGCGUAACAAUGGCAGAUGUUAAGGAAGAAGCCGAAACGGCGGAAAUUGAUGCAUCAGAGAUCGAAUACGUUAGCUAUGGAGGUGAACAUCACCUUCCUCUAAUCAUGCGCCUUGUUGACCAAGAACUCAGCGAACCCUACUCUAUCUUCACUUACCGCUACUUCGUCUAUCUUUGGCCUCAGCUCUGCUUCCUCGCGUUUCAUAAAGGAAGAUGUGUGGGUACAGUUGUGUGUAAAAUGGGGGAUCAUCGUCAUACUUUCAGAGGCUACAUUGCUAUGCUUGUUGUUAUUAAACCUUAUAGAGGCAAAGGCCUUGCUACUGAACUAGUUACAAGAUCAAUCAAGGUGAUGAUGCAAUCUGGUUGUGAAGAGGUAACUUUAGAGGCUGAAGUCACAAAUAAAGGAGCCCUUGCAUUAUACGGUCGUCUUGGAUUUAUAAGAGCUAAAAGGCUGUUUAGAUACUACUUGAAUGGGGUAGAUGCAUUUCGGCUCAAAUUGUUAUUUCCUCGUCCAGAAAUGCAACCAUCUUUUCAGACAUUCUCGAGCAAAGAUGAGCAUGAUUAUCAUCAAAUCCCGAUAGAAGGUUGUUGCAGUAGUAAUAUCCCCUAUUUUUGAUUAAUUGUUGAAGAACGUAUUUAUGUUAGGCUUUUCCUAUCAUUAUUCAUCCAUUAAAGAAAAGCAUCUUAAAUACAACAAUGUCAUAAGAAGUUAUUGAUUGUAUUUGAUUCUCAUAUGCCUUAUGUGUGAAGAAACGAAAACUUCUCAAGCUUUUACAGUGAUUUUCAUUGGCUUGGGGUUCCUCAACUACACUGUUACAAUCUUUUGAGAUUUUCUUUGUUCAAA
Messenger RNA from Amaranthus tricolor (Joseph's coat), 957 nucleotides. RefSeq names its product N-alpha-acetyltransferase MAK3. Gene Ontology annotation, biological process: N-terminal peptidyl-methionine acetylation. Lineage: Eukaryota; Viridiplantae; Streptophyta; Magnoliopsida; Caryophyllales; Amaranthaceae. Gene Ontology annotation, molecular function: protein-N-terminal amino-acid acetyltransferase activity. The record is from RefSeq and is a predicted model, not a curated record. The coding region runs from base 124 to 729 and encodes 201 amino acids. Gene Ontology annotation, cellular component: NatC complex. The transcript is spliced from 4 exons.